This is a messenger RNA of Arvicanthis niloticus (Nile rat), 3394 nucleotides long. RefSeq names its product desmoglein 3 (gene Dsg3). NCBI's taxonomy places the organism in Eukaryota, Metazoa, Chordata, Mammalia, Rodentia, Muridae. The record is from RefSeq and is a predicted model, not a curated record. Gene Ontology annotation, molecular function: calcium ion binding. Gene Ontology annotation, cellular component: plasma membrane; desmosome. Gene Ontology annotation, biological process: homophilic cell-cell adhesion.
CCACUGCCAGAAGAGAGCUUCAGACAUAGGAUACAUACACUCAGGUGAGGAGCUGCAGCAAGAGGCUUGGAUUUAUCACCAGAGACACCAGUGACAAUGGCCUGCCUAUUCCCCAGAGCCCUGGGACCUCUAGCCCUCCUGAUGGUGGUGCUACUGGUACACGGGGAAAUGUAUUUAAAGCCAGCAGGACAGCACGGAGAAGACGGGGAAGCAUUGCAGCUGGCCAAAAGAAGGUACAAACGUGAAUGGGUGAAAUUUGCAAAGCCCUGCAGAGAAAGAGAAGACAACUCGAAACGAAACCCAAUUGCCAAGAUCACUUCAGAUUUUCAAAAAAACCAGAAAAUUACCUACCGCAUUUCUGGAGUGGGAAUUGAUCAGCCCCCUUUUGGGAUCUUUGUUGUUGACCCAAACAGUGGUGAUAUCAACAUAACGGCCAUAGUUGAUCGUGAGGAAACCCCAAGCUUCCUGAUCACAUGCCGAGCACUAAAUGCCCUGGGACAGGAUGUAGAGAGACCACUUAUAUUAACAGUGAAAAUUUUAGAUGUCAAUGACAAUCCUCCAAUAUUUUCACAAACCAUAUUCAAUGGUGAAAUCGAAGAAAACAGUGCUUCAAAUUCUCUGGUAAUGAUUCUAAACGCCACGGACGCAGAUGAGCCAAACCAUAUGAAUUCUAAAAUCGCCUUCAAAAUUGUCUCCCAGGAGCCCGCGGGCAUGCCCAUGUUCCUCAUCAGCAGAAACACCGGAGAAGUCCGCACUUUGACCAGUUCCCUUGAUCGAGAGCAAAUUAGUAGCUACCAUCUGGUUGUGAGUGGCGCAGACAAUGAUGGAACAGGACUGUCGACUCAGUGUGAAUGUAGUAUUAAAAUUAAAGAUGUAAACGACAACUUCCCGGUGCUCAGAGACAGUCAGUAUUCGGCGCGUAUUGAGGAAAAUACUUUGAAUGCAGAGUUACUCCGAUUUCAAGUGACAGACUGGGAUGAAGAAUAUACAGAUAAUUGGCUGGCUGUCUAUUUCUUUACCUCUGGGAAUGAGGGGAAUUGGUUUGAAAUUGAAACAGAUCCUAGAACCAAUGAAGGCAUCCUGAAGGUGGUUAAGGCUCUGAAUUAUGAACAGACCCAAAGCAUGCAAUUUAGUAUUGGCGUCAGAAAUAAAGCGGAGUUCCACCAGUCAGUGAUCUCUCAGUACCGAGUGCAGCCAACUCCAGUCAUAAUUCAAGUCGUUGAUGUCCGAGAGGGAAUUUCAUUCCAUCCUCCUUCCAGGAAAUUUACUGUGCAAAGGGGUGUAAGCAUUAACAAAUUAGCUGGUUACAUCCUGGGGACAUACCAAGCUACUGACGAGGACACGGGUAAAGCUGCCUCCUCUGUCAGAUAUGUCCUGGGUCGUAAUGAUGGUGGUUUGCUUGUUAUUGAUUCAAAAACUGCUCAGAUCAAAUUUGUCAAAAACAUCGACCGGGAUUCUACUUUCAUAGUUAACAAGACAAUCUCUGCUGAGGUUCUGGCCAUAGACGAAAACACUGGUAAGACCUCCACAGGCACAGUAUAUGUGGAAGUGCCCAGUUAUAAUGAAAACUGUCCGUCAGUUGUCCUUGAGAAGAAAGAGAUCUGCACUUCCUCACCGUCUGUGACCCUCUCAGUGAGAACCCUGGACAGGAGUAAAUACACUGGCCCCUACACAGUGUCGCUGGAGGAGCAGCCGCUGAAGCUGCCAGUCGAGUGGACCAUCACGACGCUGAAUGCUACCUCAGCACUUCUACGAGCCCAGCAGCAAGUGUCUCCAGGAGUGUACAAUGUCCCAGUCAUCGUGAAGGACGAUCAGGGUGGGCAGUGUGACACACCAGAGAGUGUAACCCUGACAGUGUGUCAGUGUGACGACCGAAACAUGUGCAGAGCCCCUGGCCCGAGCAGAGUGCCUUUCAUAAAUGAGGAGUCUUCCUGGAGGCUGGGGCCUGCUGCUAUUGGCUUGAUCCUGCUAGGACUCCUGAUGUUGCUAUUGGCCCCACUUCUGCUUCUGACCUGUGACUGUGGGUCAGGUCCCAUUGGAGGAGCAGCGACAGGUGGCUUUAUCCCAGUGCCUGAUGGUUCAGAAGGAACGAUUCAUCAGUGGGGAAUCGAAGGCGCUCAGCCAGAAGACAAGGAAAUGACAAAUAUUUGUGUUCCUCCGGUCACAGCCAAUGGAGCAGAUUUUAUGGAAAGCUCUGAAGUUUGCACAAAUACCUAUGCUGGAGGGACCAUGGUAGAAGGUGCUUCAGGAAUGGAAAUGACUACCAAGCUGGGAGGAGCUACUGGAUCAGGAGCUGCAGUGGCACUGGGCCCCUGUUCCCUGGGUCAUUCAGGAACGAUGAGAACGAGGCAUUCCACUGGAGGGACCUUGAAGGACUAUGCUGCACCAGUGAACAUGACUUUCCUAGGCUCCUACUUCUCUCAGAAAUCAUUCGCCUAUGCCGAGGAAGAGGAUGAGCGCGAAGUGAAUGACUGUUUGCUGAUCUAUGAUGACGAAGGCGAGGAUGCUGCCCCCCAUUCUCCCACCCUCAGCUCCUGCAGCUUUUUUGCCGACGACCUAGACGACAACUUCUUGGACUCCCUUGGCCCCAAAUUUAAAAAGCUUGCAGAGAUCUGUCUCGGUAUUGAUGAUGAAGCCAAGCAAGCAAAGCCAGGCCCUAAAGACAGUGGUUCGGGGGCUGACACCUGCGCUCGCUCUAUGGAAGUCCCUCAGGCAGGUUCUAACAGGUAUCAGACUUUGCCUGGUGGUCUGGAAGUCACCCAAUCGGGUUCUAACCGGCACCAGACUUUGCCUGGCAGUCUGGAAGUCACUCAGUCGGGUUCUAACAGGUACCAGACUUUGCCUGGCAGUCUGGAAGUCACCCAAACAGGUUCUAAAAUGAGCCACAUGUUGCCUGGCAACCAAGAUACUCCUGUUUUGUCCACUUCUGGGUCUGUCCAGCCUGCUAUUGCCAUCCCUGACCCUCUACAGCUUGGUAACUACUUGCUCACAGAAACUUACUCAACUUCAGGUUCCUUUAUGCAACCCACCACUGCCACCUUUGACCCACGUGUCACCCAAAAUGUCACCGUAACAGAAAGGGUCAUUUGCCCCCUUCCAAGUGCCUCUGGCAGCAUAGUGGCUCCCACGGAGCUGCGAGGCUCAUACAGUAUGCUCUAUACAAAAGAAGCCUGUUCCCAUCUAUGACCAAAGCAAACUGGGAAAAACAUUCCAGGCAAAUCUGGAUAUUUGUAAUUACAUGUCUUUUUGAAAUCUAGCCCUGCUGGUACUGUUGGACUAAUUUGUCUUUUAGUGGAUAAUCUCCAAUCAUAAGUAUAAUUCAAAUAUUCUAAUUCAUAUAGAAAGCUGGGUAUGUUUUUAUUUCUAAUUAUCUGAUUUUUUCAAGGAGUAAACA